Messenger RNA from Cucurbita pepo subsp. pepo (vegetable marrow), 1143 nucleotides. RefSeq lists its product as uncharacterized. Gene Ontology annotation, molecular function: S-adenosylmethionine-dependent methyltransferase activity. The record is from RefSeq and is a predicted model, not a curated record. NCBI's taxonomy places the organism in Eukaryota, Viridiplantae, Streptophyta, Magnoliopsida, Cucurbitales, Cucurbitaceae.
AAGUGGUCAACUUGGUGUAAGCAUCUGUUGUGGUUUGUGCAGGUCUUUAGGGAAGGGGAAGAAGAAGAGCUCAGAAGGUUGCUUUUAGAGAGAGAGAGAGAGAGAGAGAGAGAGAGAGGGAUUUUGGUUGCAGCUUUGUUGUGCAGAGAUGAAAGGAAUCCAAACAAAGCCUCUUCAGAUAUCUAAAUACUUUGUGUUAUCCCUAUUUUUCUCUCUUCCAUUCCUCCUCCUCCUCUCUCUCCGCCCUUACUACCACCGAUUUUCCACUCCGGCCACCGACAAUUCCACCCCACAACCCUCCGAUUUAAGGAUCCGACCCGGCUACACUUCCUACGACCGCUACAUAAAGAAGCAGCUCAACAAAACCCUCGACCCGAAGCUCCGAAAGAUAUGGACCACCCGCGAUUGGGACCGGAAGAUCCAGGUAUUCUCUAGAUUCUUCGAGGGUUUGAAGGGGGAAGGGCUUCUGUCCGAGGAUUCCAAAGCCCUUUGCAUCGGGGCUCGGGUCGGUCAGGAGGUGCAGGCAUUGAGGAAGAUCGGAGUCUCGGAUUCCAUCGGAAUGGACUUGGUGCCCUACCCGCCGCUCGUGAUUGAAGGCGAUUUCCACAACCAGCCCUUCGGAAACCACACUUUCGAUUUCGAAUUCUCCAAUGUUUUCGAUCACGCGCUCUACCCGGACCGAUUCGUGGCGGAGAUCGAACGGACGUUGAAGCCCGGCGGAGUCUGCGUCUUACAUGUAGCGUUAUCGGGACAUACGGAUAAGUACUCCGCCAAUGAUCUGCAUAGUGUGAAGCCGUUGGAGGCUCUGUUCCGGAGAUCGGCGGUGGUGCGCGUCGGGAAGAUCGACGGUUUUGGAUUGGACACGGAGGUUGUGUUCCGGAAAAGGAGGGACGCCAUCCAACGGUCGUAAUUCCUUGAUUACUGUUAUGAUUUUUGUAUUUACUUACGGAAGAAAAAAAAAAGAGUUUUAAUUUAUUUUAUUUAAUGAUUAAAAUUUGGGAAAAUGUAUUAGAAAAGAAAGGAAAAGAAAAAGGGAAUACAGCUGGAUUGAAAGAAACGGGUGAGAGGGUUCCAAUUGGGCAUUAUAUUAUUAGUGGGUUAAUUUAUAAUUAUUUUUUGGGUUAAUUAUUUGUGAUUGGACCA